Messenger RNA from Pipra filicauda (Wire-tailed manakin), 3797 nucleotides. RefSeq names its product transforming growth factor beta activator LRRC32. The transcript is spliced from 14 exons. Gene Ontology annotation, cellular component: extracellular matrix. The record is from RefSeq and is a predicted model, not a curated record. Gene Ontology annotation, molecular function: guanylate cyclase activity; peptide receptor activity; protein binding. NCBI's taxonomy places the organism in Eukaryota, Metazoa, Chordata, Aves, Passeriformes, Pipridae. The coding region runs from base 167 to 3628 and encodes 1153 amino acids. Gene Ontology annotation, biological process: intracellular signal transduction; cGMP biosynthetic process; protein phosphorylation.
CAGAAGCCUGAAAUCUGUAACCCGCUCCUCUUCCUUGAAAAGCACAGUUGCCACCCACGAAACCUCCAACGUGGCUUUGUAUGAGGGAGACUGGGUGUGGCUGAAAAAAUUUGAAACGGGAGUGAUUCACAAUCUGCGGCAAAGCUCCACCAGCAUCUUAAGGAAGAUGAAAGAUCUGCGUCAUGAAAAUGUGAAUCUGUUCCUGGGCUUUUUCUCUGACUGUGGCAUCUUUGCCAUAGUGACAGAGUACUGCUCCCGAGGAAGCCUGGAGGACUUGUUGAGAAAUGAAGAUAUGAAACUGGACUGGAUGUUCAAGUCCUCUCUUGUGAUGGAUCUAAUUAAAGGAAUUAGAUAUUUGCAUCACCGAGAUUUUGCCCAUGGACGUCUCAAGUCUCGUAACUGUGUUGUGGAUGGCCGGUUUGUGCUGAAGAUCACUGACUAUGGUUAUAACGAGCUCUUAGAAGCACAGAAAUGCCCCUAUAUUCAGCCAUCCCCAGAAGAAUUGCUCUGGACAGCUCCUGAGUUACUGAGGGACCCAGACAUGCGCAGAAAAGGCACAUUCAAAGGCGACAUUUACAGUUUUGCAAUCAUCCUACAAGAAGUGGUUGCUCGGGGUCCACCAUACUGCACAUCAGAACUCUCAGCUGAAGAAAUUAUAAAGAAAGUGAAGAAGCCCCCUCCUCUGUGUCGCCCAAACAUAGCCCCUGAGGUGGCCCCCCUGACAUGCCUCCAGGUAAUGAAGCAAUGCUGGGCUGAAGCCCCUGAACGACGUCCAACCUUUGAGGAGAUAUUUCAUAAGUUCAAAACAAUCAACAAAGGGAAAAAGACCAAUAUCAUUGACUCAAUGCUCAGGAUGCUUGAGCAAUACUCAAGCAACCUGGAAGAUUUAAUCAGGGAGCGGACCGAAGAGCUAGAAAUUGAAAAACAGAAGACAGAAAAACUACUGUCACAAAUGCUUCCCCCAUCAGUGGCAGAAGCCCUCAAGACUGGUGGCACUGUGGAACCGGAGUAUUUUGACCAGGUGACUAUCUACUUCAGUGACAUCGUGGGCUUCACAUCCAUUUCAGCCCUCAGUGAGCCCAUUGAAGUAGUUGACCUUCUGAAUGACCUUUACACACUGUUUGAUGCUGUUCUUGGAAAUCAUGAUGUUUACAAGGUGGAGACAAUUGGUGAUGCCUACAUGGUUGCUUCAGGACUACCAAAACGGAACGGGAACAAGCACGCGGCUGAGAUAGCCAACAUGUCCUUGGACAUCCUCAGUUCAGUAGGAACAUUCAAAAUGAGGCAUAUGCCAGACAUUCCCCUCAGGAUACGAAUUGGGCUGCACACAGGGCCUUGUGUGGCAGGCGUGGUGGGGCUGACCAUGCCACGGUACUGCCUCUUUGGAGACACGGUGAACACGGCGUCACGGAUGGAGUCCACGGGCCUGCCUUACAGAAUUCAUGUCAGCCAAAGUACAGUGGAUACACUUCGGAGUCUGAAUGAAGGCUAUGAAAUCAUACCUAGAGGGAAAACAGAACUGAGGGGUAAAGGAGUAGAAGACACAUAUUGGCUGGUUGGGAAAAAAGGCUUUCUGAAGCCCUUACCAAAACCUCCUGAAAUAAAGCCAGGAACCAUGAAACUGUACAUCAUCUUCUUACUGGCAGUGGUGAACACAAGAACCGCAGAAGGGACAUCCUGUGAAAUGGCAAACUCACAGGCAUUUUGCCACAACAAAGACCUCCACCAAAUCCCUCAUGAGCUCCAUCUAAAUGUAAACAAAAUAGAUCUGUCUGGAAAUCUGAUUCAAAGCAUCCCUGAAAUGCCAUUAUCACUUUACACUUCCCUCCAGUGUCUGGAUUUAAGCUCUAACCAGAUAAGCUUCAUCACGCCUGGAGUGUUUGCACACAUGACAAGCUUGCUGGAAAUAAAUUUAGCCAAGAAUCACUUAUAUGAGCUUGCUCAGAAUGGAACAGAGGGGAUUGGACUUUUACCCAAGGUGGAAAUAAUGGACUUGUCGCAUAACAGUCUGUACAAUGGGAUGGCUGAGUAUUUCAUUAAACAAGCUCCAACACUGCAGUAUCUUUCCUUGGCAGACAACAGUAUUGUAAUGAUAUCACACAAGAUGUUUCAGGGAUCUCCCAGUCUUGUGGAGAUAGAUCUUCAGAGUAAUAUCAUCAUGGAAAUAGAAGAAGGUGCUUUUGAGACUCUAGUGAACCUUUCCAAACUCAAUCUCUCCACAAAUUCAAUUACUUGCAUCUCCGAUUUCAACCUCAGGCAGCUGGAGAUACUUGACCUUAGCAGGAAUAGCAUUGAGACCUUCCACAUCACAAAGUCAGAUGAUGAAUAUAGCUUAAGAUGUCUGGAUCUGAGUGAAAACAAAUUGCUUCACUUCCCAGUCUUCCCUCAGGUAAAUAAACUGGUAACUCUGAAUUUAUCAAAUAAUUUAAUCCAGCUCACUACUGAAUCCCCUCAUAAUAAAAAGGAUUACAUGGAAAAUGAGUGGCUAGAUGGUUCUUUUCAUCUUCUUGAUCAGAAGCAAAGUAGAAACAUAAGUUCUCCUUAUUUAUCCCAGCUUGUAUAUUUAGACUUAAGUUAUAAUGAAAUCAAAUCCAUUCCUGAUAAAUUCUUUGAAUCAAUGUUGUCCCUUCACACCCUUAAUCUCAGUAAAAACUGUCUCCAAGCAUUUUUGGUAACUUAUGACAAUGCAUUAAUGUCCCUAACUGUCCUUGACUUGAGCUACAAUGCUUUGCAGAACCUUCUCCUUGAUGCUGGUGUGUUGUCCAAUCUGAAGGAGCUUUAUAUUCAGAAUAACCGUCUUCAGACCCUGCAAUUUGACAUCUUCUCCAGUCUUCCUGGCCUCAGACUGCUUAAUCUACAAAGCAACAACAUCAGCCUUUGCAGCAUGUACUCCGGACUAGCUAAGCAAAGACUUGCUGGAGAGGAAAGUGGUUGUGUAUCAUUUGUUGAUUCUCCUACUCUUCAGUACUUGUACCUAGCUGACAACAUGCUGAACACCCUACCAGCACACAGCUUCUACAAGACUUCUCUGAUUGUCUUAGAUCUCACCAUGAACCCUGGACUGAAAAUAGAACUUAAAGCACUGUCAGGACUGGAAAAGUCUCUGGAAUAUUUGUAUUUACAUGGAAAUAGCUUGAUGGAUUUAAAUAUUGACUUGCCUUGUUUUAGUCACCUUAAACAUUUAAACCUCUCUGAAAAUCAGCUGAACUGGCUGCCUAAGUGGGGUAGUGACUCUCCACUGGAAGUUCUGGACCUACGGAACAAUAAGUUCAGUACAUUACAGAACAGCAACAUUUUAGCAUUAGAAAAUUCACUUAAAAACUUAUAUCUCACUGGGAACCCACUCGACUGCUGUGGAAACAUCUGGCUUUCAUCAAUGAUACAGAACAAAAAUGUCCAGAUCCCCAACGUGGAGCACUUAACGUGCCAGUACACUCAGAACUUCGGGUAUCAGGAAGAAAUGUACAUUUGGAACAUUAGAUCAGAAGACUGUGAAAAAGAGGAUCUGAAGAAAAUCAACAUCCUUGUUAUAUUAACAUUUGUGUUGGUUUUAUCUGUGAUUAUCAUCGGUGCAGGUUCAUUUUUUUGCUUCCGCAGGCAAAACUUCAGCCAUCAGUUUAAAGCAUAGAAUCACAAAAUGCCUUGAAAAUUGAAGAAAUCAGGUGCUACACUGGCAGUGUGUAUAAAUAAAGGGUGAAACUCUCAUCUUUGAUUUUUAACUGUGGAUUUUAAGAUGGUUUUGAAGUGCCCCUGUAGUGGUCUGGGUUCCAGGGACCAGAAGGAGAAUUUGCCAUGUU